AGGAUGAAGAUGAUGAAGAGAUGGUGGAGCCAAAAGCACAGGAUGACUUGGAGACAGAAAAUCAAGACCAGAAGCAGGAAGUGAAAGAAGCUCCUCCUAGGGAAUUGACAGAAGAAGAAAAACAACAAGUUCUACAUUCAGAAGAAUUCCUGAUAUUUUUUGACCGGACAAUACGUGUAAUUGAGCGAGCUUUGGCUGAAGAUUCAGACAUCUUCUUUGACUAUAGUGGCAGAGAUGUAGAAGAGAAAGAUGGAGAUGUUCAAGCAGGAGCCAAUCUUUCCUUUAACCGUCAAUUUUAUGAUGAGCACUGGUCAAAGCAUCGUGUCGUCACCUGUAUGGAUUGGUCUCUUCAGUACCCUGAGUUGAUGGUUGCAUCUUAUAACAAUAAUGAAGAUGCUCCACAUGAGCCUGAUGGGGUAGCCUUGGUAUGGAACAUGAAGUUCAAGAAAACUACACCAGAAUAUGUGUUCCAUUGUCAGUCCUCCGUGAUGUCAGUCUGUUUUGCCCGUUUUCAUCCAAACCUGGUUGUCGGUGGAACAUAUUCUGGACAAAUUGUCUUGUGGGAUAAUCGCAGUCACAGGCGCACGCCGGUUCAGAGAACUCCCUUAUCUGCUGCUGCUCACACGCAUCCUGUGUAUUGUGUGAAUGUAGUUGGAACACAGAAUGCACACAAUCUCAUUACUGUCUCUACGGAUGGCAAAAUGUGCUCCUGGAGCCUGGACAUGCUUUCAACUCCACAGGAGAGCAUGGAGCUGGUAUACAAUAAGUCCAAACCAGUGGCGGUUACAGGAAUGGCUUUCCCAACUGGAGAUGUCAAUAACUUUGUCGUUGGCAGUGAAGAGGGAACAGUCUACACAGCCUGUCGUCAUGGAAGUAAAGCUGGCAUUGGUGAAAUAUUUGAAGGCCACCAAGGACCCAUCACAGGAAUCAAUUGUCACAUGGCAGUGGGUCCAAUUGAUUUUUCCCAUCUCUUUGUCACAUCAUCAUUUGACUGGACAGUCAAAUUGUGGACCACAAAGGGAGAGCAUUAUGAAGAGCCGAAAUUUCUCAGUCCUAUGAAACUGUGGAACCCCAACACCCCACAGAAAUACAUGAAUAUAGG
Molecule: messenger RNA, 1102 nt
Organism: Acanthisitta chloris (rifleman)
Lineage: Eukaryota; Metazoa; Chordata; Aves; Passeriformes; Acanthisittidae
Product: cytoplasmic dynein 1 intermediate chain 1
Exons: 9
Biological process (GO): transport along microtubule
Cellular component (GO): cytoplasmic dynein complex
Molecular function (GO): dynein heavy chain binding; dynein light chain binding
Source: RefSeq, a predicted model, not a curated record